AAGAUAUUUUCCGGUAUGGAAGAGACACCAAUGGAAAGUUUAUAUAAAUAUUGUCAAAAUUUAAGCGCCAAUAUUAACGGGGAUAACAUUGUGAAUCUAUCGUUAUGUAAUACAAGUUUACUAAAUAUGUUUGAAGAUGAUCCCAGUGUUGACAAUGAUAUAUCUGAUACUAUUGAAGCCAUGGCAAAAGUAACCAGUAUUGUUGUUCCCAUUUUGUUUGGCAUUAUUGUAAUCGUCGGACUGUUUGGUAACGCAUUGGUAGUCAUUGUCGUGGCCUUCAAUCCACAGAUGCGGUCGACAACCAAUUUAUUGAUAAUCAAUUUAGCCAUCGCUGACCUAUUAUUUAUUGUGUUUUGCGUACCAUUUACGGCCUGGGAUUAUGCCUUUCCAUUUUGGCCAUUUGGCAACCUAUGGUGCAAAAUGGUUCAGUAUCUGAUUGUGGUUUGUGCCUACGCUAGUAUAUACACUCUGGUGUUGAUGUCUUUGGACAGAUAUUUAGCUGUUGCUCAUCCGAUCCAAUCGAUGUCCAUCAGAACGGAAAGGAAUGCCUAUUUAGCCAUAUUCUUCACAUGGAUCACAAUAAUCAUUGCCUGCAUACCGGCGCUCAUAAGUCAUAGACUGAUUGGCGAUAAAUAUACUGUCUGUCUGUUUGCUGAAGAAUAUAAUCAGUCAUUAUAUCAAAUCUGUUUUUUUCUAUCGUCAUAUGUCAUACCUAUUGCUAUAAUCCUUAUACUAUACGUACUGAUGCUAAAGCGUCUCUGGUUUGGUGCCGUUCCCGGCGGUCACAUGAGCGCCGAAAGUGUGCGCUCUAAGAAACGUGUUACCCGUAUGAUCGUUGUUGUGGUCAUUAUAUUUGCUGUUUGUUGGUGUCCAAUACAGGUGGUACUUGUGCUCAAAAGUUUUGAUCGAUACACUCUCAAUAGAAAAAAUCUGGUCAUACAGAUUGCGGCACACAUUUUAGCUUAUAUGAACAGUUGUGUGAAUCCUAUACUAUACGCGUUUCUAUCGGAAAACUUUCGCAAAGCUUUCCAUAAAGUGAUUGUCUGUAAUUCAAACUCCCGGCGGACGUUACAACUGAGAGCCGAUAUCCGAGCCGAUAGAGAGACCUCAGUAGGUACUAGACUGACCAAAACUAGUAAACUACUUAACGGAAAUUUAUCCGAGACGAUCGAUGAGACUAACAUUUAAAACACAUACUAUCCGUCCAGUCGU
Molecule: messenger RNA, 1212 nt
Organism: Oppia nitens
Lineage: Eukaryota; Metazoa; Arthropoda; Arachnida; Sarcoptiformes; Oppiidae
Product: allatostatin-A receptor-like
Exons: 5
Coding region: 16-1188 (390 amino acids)
Biological process (GO): G protein-coupled receptor signaling pathway
Cellular component (GO): membrane
Molecular function (GO): G protein-coupled receptor activity
Source: RefSeq, a predicted model, not a curated record